GUAGAAAUAGGAUUAACUUUCUUGAUAAUUUUAGGUUAUUUUUUCUCAUCCUGAAGUAGUGAUUAUCAAGAUGUUGAGAAAUUUCACCUCUCUACAAACAUUUACGUAUUAUGAAAGCUCAGUCCAGCAUAACCACAUAUGUCCCGAAUAAACACAUACCCACACGUAGAAAUAAUAUGUAAACGACACAUUCGAUACAAGUCCUUUCAAUGUAAAUCUGCUUCAUUUCAGUUAAUUCAAUUUACAACAUUCAUAAGUGUUUAAUAAAUAUGCUGUCACGUAAAAACAAAGAUCUGCGUACAAUUAAAGAAGGCGUCGUUGGGAAAUAUGUUAAAAAAGAAACACCCCCCGAAAUGCCUAUUAUCAACGUAUGGACAACUGAACCGGUCAGAAGAAUAAGAAGAUUCAAUCAAUCAUCUAUACCACCGUCUGCGCCUGUAGUUCAACAGCCGAGUAUGGUCCAAAAAUUUGGAAACACAAAAACAACCAUGAGCGCAGUUGGAUUGGGAAGUCACGAGGGCAAAUAUACACCCAAUAGCUCUGUUCCAGAUUUAGCUCAAAGAUUUGCCAGCCUUUCUGUUACUUCCAGUUCCAGCGACGGUACGACCUCACGUACUCCGACUCCUAUGUAUCAUCCUGGAUUGUCCCCUGCAAUUUCGCACACCUAUGUGAACCAAUAUGCUGGCUCUGAAUAUCAUUUGGAUAGGAUACAAACACCUCAAUUACCUUACCUGCCUUCUGAAAUCGAUCUAGGUUAUGAAGAUUAUAAUCAGACUCCGUAUUGCCAAAACUCUGGGUACAAUAGGAGGCACUCCGAAAGAUCAAGUUCUAGAGGGGAACCACCAGAAGAGUUACCACUGCCACCAGGCUGGUCGGUUGAUUUCACUCUGCGUGGUAGAAAAUACUAUAUUGACCACAAUACCAAAACUACGCACUGGUCUCAUCCACUUGAAAAAGAAGGUCUACCAACGGGUUGGGAGAGAAUAGAAUCCCCAGAAUAUGGAGUAUAUUAUGUGAAUCACAUCACGAGGCAAGCGCAAUACGAACAUCCAUGUUAUCCUUUGGAAAUGCAAGCCGUUCGUGUUGUUUCACCUCCGCGACACACGCAUUUUCAUUCUCAUAGCGUUCUAGUUCCGGCAAAUCCUUAUCUAAAUGAAGAAAUCCCACAUUGGCUUUAUGUAUACAGCAGAGCAUCCGUUGCUUUGGAUCGGAAAUUACGCUGGGAGCUCUUCCGUCUUCCGGAAUUGGAUUGUUUUAACGCGAUGCUCACUAGACUAUACAAACAAGAACUAGAAGAAGUUGUAAUGCGAUACGAAGAGUACAGAUCUGCCUUGCUGUGUGAAAUGGAACAGAGAUUGAAGGAAUUGAAACCCGAAUCUGGAGGAUCCACCGCAGGAGCUGUUGCCCUACGCAGAUCCUUGCCUUAAGACUGUAAAAUGUCAACAGAAGCUGUAGUAAAACUUCAUUUAUUUGUGUGAUUGACUAAACAGAGUUCCUCAAAUGUCGUUUACGAGCAUUUGGUAUAGAAGUAUUCUCUUUCUUCAUAUGCAAAUCCGAGUCGCGCUGCUUGAGGCAAUCGGAGACAAUUCUUAUGAGAAGGGAACAGAGACCUACAUAAACAUGUUUGGUCAUAGGUUUAGGAGUGCUCUGGAGUAAGACUAUGGACAAAUCAUCUUCAAUGCAUAAAAUGAAAGUGCCUUAAUAAUCCUCUACUAACUCAGAACCUAUAAUAAGAGGAGCCUUAUGGGUUUAUGUCAUUUUGAUUAUGCAUAUUUACAUUACCAGAUGCCUUAAAUUUAAUAUAAUUUUUGGAUAGAUACAAAAUUGAAAUGAAACCAAGUCUAAGAAGUCUCAUCACGAUUCAGUGCACCGCUGAACUUCUAUAAAAUACGUGAAUAUGUGUCUACUUGUCAUUGUAAUAUAAUUCCUACAACUUGCAGCGCCAUCUCGUGGCAACUGCUGUCUUAUUAGUAGAUAUUAUGAGAGAACAAAGUCCUCUUACUGUUGAUAGGGGAUCAUUAUCCUGCAUCCGUACUCUUAGUUUACGCUCGAUCCUUACUACGUCCCCAUUAACAAUAGCAGCUCGUGUAGUGCCACCAAUCAAAAAGCAAUAUUAUGGAAAGGCUCGACGAUGGUCAUAAAAGUGGUCCAUUCUUUGGCAUGAAUUAUAAUGACUCUUCUUUCUCUGAACCAAUUGGCUAUGCCCUCGAGGAACAGAUUAUUGGUAAUUUGCAUACACAAAAAAUUGUGUGAUCAAAUUACCCAUGAUUUUUGUAUCUUUAACCCCUUUGUAUUUAACAACAUUGGUCGAAUUCACCGGUUGUUCAACUUUCAGGUUGCACGUCCCAUCAACGUAACUAGUAAGAGAGUUCGAAGUAACAGCUACAGGUAGGGACAACGAGUCCGUAUACCAACAAAGCAUCAGUCUUUUUUCAAAUGCACAUUACUGAAAUAUUUUUUUGUCAAAGUACCUCAUCUCAUCAGUAUCAUCUAUAAGGUUUAAUAAAACAAUAAAUAACUGAGAAAUGAAGAAGUUAUGAUUAUUUGAGUUGGAAGGUGUUUCCAAAUACAAGUUAAAUUGAAUAAGAGUUGAUCUCGUAUUUUUUAAAUCAGGCGAAACUGGCUUUGCGCAACAUACAGGUAAAAAGAUAAGAUUUGUAUUUCUUGAUUCAUCAAAAAUAUUUCUUUUCGGUGAUGACGGAAUAUUUAAAUUCGUUGAAAAGUAAGUGUGCCAGCUAACUCAACAAUUAUUAUCUCGAAUUCCACUCAUCGUAGAACGAUGAACGAACGGGCUAAAGCCCAGGGAAGUGAUUGGAAAUCUUGACAAAACAAAUGUAAAUUAUUUAAGUAAUUUAAAUUAGUAUAAACGAUUAAAUUAUUCAACUUAGGCACCAAUUUAGGUACUUUUUUAAAAUGAUUAAAAAGUUGUUAUUCAAAUCUUAGCUCAAGUGUGUAAGAUAUAUAUUUCUUCAUGAUGGCAACUCUAAUAACUUAUUUUUUAUUUUUAAUAUCCAAGAAAAUGAUGUGCCGUGCGGCAUCAUCACUUUCUCUGCUAUUGAAAAUCUGCUAUUAUCAAGUUUUCAAUCUGAAAAAAUAUAUAUCGAACACAUUUACAGACUCGCGUUUACUUUUUUAGUAAAAUUGAAUAUUCAGUCGUUUUCGAUACAAAAUAAUUUCUAUCGAACUAAAACAUGAGUGCAAUUUCUUUUUAAGUAUAUUGUGUGCAAAAAAAAUUGCAUUCGAUUUACAAAAUACGAGGUCAAGAAACUUCAAAAUUUGUCCAGUUUGACAUCGAUAUACCUAUAAAUUCACUUUUCAAUAUAUUGUCAUUUGAUUCCGUUGUAACCAUGAUAGUUACAUAUUGAUGAUAACUCGUUUACUCUGAAUCAAGCGGGUACUUUGCAUAUGGUCCGCAGGUGAUGCAGGUUAAAUACAAGUAAAAUUUGGAUUUACUAUGUCGUAAUUUGUUCGAGGCAAUCCACAUUUGCGUUUACAUUUCGUAGAGUUCACUAACUGUCAAAAAAUAUUUGAAGUCUACUAUUAUUUAUCUAUAUUCCUAACAUUAAAUCACAUUUAUUCAUGAACUGCUAUGUAUCUAGAUUCCGCAGAAAUCGUUGCAUCCCACAAAUCUUAGUGCUGGAGUCCAAUGCCGCUCUCGUUCAAAUUUAUCCACACAGCAAACAGUCGCGUCUUAUUAUUAAGUACUUAAUGAGACAAUCGAAAAUUAACUAGUCUUUUUCAUAUCACACAUUGUGUUAGCAUGUAUUUUUAUUAUGACUAUUUUACAAUGUAAAAACUAGAGUAUUAAUCAUCACUUGUUAAGUGAAUUAUUUCAACUUGACACUGCCUCUUCCUUUCCAAGAGUGCCUUCAAGGGGUGUUCCAGUAUACAUAUCUUCGCCCUCUUUUAUUUCGUAUGAUCCUUUUACUUGAAACCCAGACAUUUGUACUACCCUUGCUUGCGGGAUUCCUAGAGUGUGCGCCCAGCUCCUUGCUACGUAAUAAAUGAAUCGGUAGAUAUGAUUACAUUGUCCUUUACCAUAAAUCGCAUUUACUAAUUCUUGUACCUCGGAUUUUACGAAAGGUCUAACCA
Diprion similis is the source of this 4092-nucleotide messenger RNA. RefSeq names its product scaffold protein salvador-like. The transcript is spliced from 7 exons. NCBI's taxonomy places the organism in Eukaryota, Metazoa, Arthropoda, Insecta, Hymenoptera, Diprionidae. Gene Ontology annotation, biological process: hippo signaling; apoptotic process; regulation of cell population proliferation. The record is from RefSeq and is a predicted model, not a curated record. Bases 270 to 1427 code for a protein of 385 amino acids. Gene Ontology annotation, molecular function: protein binding; molecular adaptor activity.